Microtus oregoni (creeping vole) is the source of this 2534-nucleotide messenger RNA. Its product is annotated as F-box/LRR-repeat protein 21. The transcript is spliced from 8 exons. The record is from RefSeq and is a predicted model, not a curated record. The coding region runs from base 442 to 1743 and encodes 433 amino acids. Gene Ontology annotation, molecular function: protein binding. Gene Ontology annotation, biological process: regulation of cell cycle; G2/M transition of mitotic cell cycle; entrainment of circadian clock by photoperiod. NCBI's taxonomy places the organism in Eukaryota, Metazoa, Chordata, Mammalia, Rodentia, Cricetidae. Gene Ontology annotation, cellular component: nucleus; SCF ubiquitin ligase complex; cytosol.
GGUUCGGCAAGCGGACUCCUGUGCUGGACCUGAGGGCUGGACCUGGGCUGGCUGCAGCUCAGGUGUGGGUUCUGAGCCCAGUCUGGAAGCCGAGGUUGCAGGAAGAUGGGGCAGGCUGCUAGGUGCCCGUCUCCGUAAGGGACUCUAAGGGAUGGUCCAGGUCAAUCAAGUUCUGUGCAGCCUUUCUGGCAUUCUCGCAUCUCAAAAGACUGAAAGUGAAGGCAAAUGGAUGUUGGUGAGUACCCUAUGGCAACGAUUGCUUCAUUUCACUGGUCCAGCGUCAACUGUAACUCGGAAGCCACCUUUAGUGAUUUUUGUAGGUCAGUCCUGCUUCUGGGAUCCUACUUUAUGUUGUGAUUAAGAAAUGCUUCACCCCACUCAGUUCGAGUCUCAAGACAAAUGUGCUUUCACUGUAAAUAAAGAUUUCCGUGGAUGUGAAGAAUGAAGAGGAAUCAUUUCUCUGCCGUGAAUAACGCUGUCCAGUCUUCACCAGUGGUGAAGCAGCCCAGACGUGGGCUCCGCCUUUCUCUCCCGCACGCUCAUGUGCUCCCUGUUCUUCCAGACUGGGGGACUCUACCGCAGCACGUGAUAUUACACAUCUUCCGGUAUCUUCCUUUAAUAGACCGAGUCUGCGCGUCUUCUGUAUGUAGGAGCUGGAAUGAAGUGUUUCACGUCCCUGAUCUCUGGAAGAAGUUUGAAUUUGAGCUGAACCGGUCAGCCACUUCCUAUUUUAAGUCCACUCAUCCCGAUCUCAUCCAGCAGAUCAUCAGGAAGCACGCUGUGCACCUGCAGUAUGUCAGCUUGAAGGUUGAUAGUAGUAUUGAGUCAGCGGAAGCUGCCUGUGAGAUUCUCUCUCAGCUGGUAAAUUGCUCCAUCCAGACCCUGGGGUUGAUUUCCACAGCCAAACCAAGGUUUAUGAAUGUGCCAAAGUCUCAUUUUGUGUCAGCACUUACAGUUGUGUUUGUCAACUCAAAGUCGUCAUCAGUUAAGAUCGGAGAUGCGCCUGUGGACCAUCCCUCACUGAAGAUUCUCGUGGCCAACAGUAGUGACACUCUGCGACUCCUAAAAAUGAGCAGCUGUCCUCAUGUUUCGUCUGAUGGGAUCCUCUGUGUGGCAGACCACUAUCAGGGCCUCCGAGAGCUGGCAUUGAAUUACUACAUUCUGAGCGAUGAGCUGCUCCUUGCGCUGUCAAGUGAGACUCACGUGAACCUCGAACAUCUCCGAAUAGAUGUUGUGAGUGAAAACCCUGGGCAGAUCCAGUUCCACUCCAUUAAAAAACACAGUUGGGAUGCGCUGAUGAAACACUCUCCGGGGGUCAGUGUUGUCAUGUACUUCUUCUUAUAUGAAGAGGAGCUUGAGACAUUCUUCCAAGAAGAGACCCCCGUCACUCACGUUUACUUCGGGCGUUCAGUGAGCAGGGCCAUUCUAGGCCGGAUAGGUGUGCACUGCCCACGGCUGGUUGAGUUAGUGGUGUGUGCCAAUGGCCUUCAGCCCCUGGACAGUGAACUUAUUGGCAUUGCUGAGCACUGUCAAAACCUGACAGCCUUGGGCCUGAGUGAGUGUGAGGUCAACUGUAGCGCCUUCGUUGAGUUUGUACGACUCUGUGGCCGAAGGCUCACCCAUCUGUCCAUCAUGGAGGAGGUUCUGGUCCCUGAUGACAAUUACACCCCAGACGAAGUUCACACUGAAGUCUCUAAGCACCUGGGAAGAGUGUGGUUCCCGGAUGUGAUGCCUGUCUGGUAACCAGCUGCCAAAGGUUCCGAAUUCUCUGUUAGUAGGAUUAGUUAUUGUCUGGCCAUGUAAAUGUAAUUUUUGAGAUGAGCCACUGAACUGUGUUAGGUUAAAUAUUUGCUGUUUGCCAAAUCUCUUAAUUGGUUUCUGUAGAAUCAUUUGAAAAAAAUAUAGCAAACUUAAAUAGCCAGAAGUUUUUGUCAGUAGGACACAGACACUGUGUGUUAAUUAGAGCAUUGGUAGGGUAGACUACAGGUGUCCAAGGCUGAGAGAGACUUCCAUUUCUCAACCUUUGGAGGCAUGUUUAGCUUACUAAGAAAUUUAUACUAAAUUUAUAAUUAAUAUGUAAUUACAAUUUACAGUAUUAGAUCCCUUUAAGUUACAUAUUUUUAUGUUACAACCUCAUGUUAUUUUAAUUUCAUCUGUUUCAUUUGGUAUUAAUAUGUUUUACAAAGCGCAUACUGUUAAAAAUCAAGGUACCAUUAUAGAGGUGUGUGUCAUUGUACUUAAAAUCUUUUUGGCAUUUUGUGAUUUAUUUAUUAGUAAACAACUUUGAUUUCUAGAGUAUUUUAAAUUCAUUUUUAGAUAAACUUGGAAGGUAAUUAGUAUUAUGUUAAAAUCCAGUAGUGCUAAUUCAUUUCAUAAAAUACAGCAAAUAGAAGGUACUGUGUUUAUUAAUUGAAUACACGGUGUGGGUACAGAGGUGAAUUUUGCAGGAUGUGUUUGGAAAUCAGUGUUUACUGGCCUGCUGCUGUUGAUCUGGGACUGUGCCCUGUCCUUCGCGUAUGUGGCCUGUCAUCUGA